AUGACCAAAGUGCUGACCUAUGUGCUGACCAACGUGCUGACCAAAGUGCUGACCAAUGACAUGACCAAAGUGGUGACCAAAGCCAUGACCAAAGUGUUGACCAAUACCAUGACCAAUGCCAUGACCAAAGUGUCGACCAACGUGUUGACCAAUGUGCUGACCAAUGCCAUGACCAGAGUGCUGACCAAUGCCAUGACCAAAGUGCUGACCAAAGCGCUGACCAAAGUGGUGACCAAGCACCUGACCAAGUUGAUGGUCACGGCAGCGAUGACAUGGUCACGGCAGCGAUGA
Babesia bigemina is the source of this 291-nucleotide messenger RNA. RefSeq lists its product as hypothetical. The record is from RefSeq and is a predicted model, not a curated record. The transcript has a single exon. The coding region runs from base 1 to 291 and encodes 96 amino acids. Lineage: Eukaryota; Apicomplexa; Aconoidasida; Piroplasmida; Babesiidae.